AUGGAGUCCAUAUGUGUCCUCCUACCAAUCCCAAUGUCCCCUUACUUAGAACAAGAGCUCGAGAAGCGCUUCAACCUCUUGAAGCUUUGGACCGCUCCCCACAAGACCCAGUUCAUCAAGGACCACGCCGCCUCCAUCCGCGCCAUCGUCGGCAACGCCUCCGCCGGCGCCGACGCCGAGUUGAUCGACUCUCUGCCCAAGUUGGAGAUCGUCGCCAGUUACAGCGUUGGGAUUGACAAGGUCGACUUGAAGUACUGCAAGGAAAAGGGUGUGAGGGUCACUAACACCCCCGACGUGUUGACCGAUGACGUGGCCGACAUUGCUAUUGGGUUGACGCUGGCGGUGAUGCGCCGGCUUUGCGAGAGUGACCGGUAUGUCAGGAGUGGGCUGUGGAAGAAGGGUGACUUCAAGUUGACCACAAAGUUCACUGGACAAACAGUUGGUAUUCUCGGUUUGGGAAGAAUUGGCAAAGCAGUUGCCAGGAGAGCUGAGGCUUUCAGCUGCCCCAUUGCCUACUCUUCCAGAACAGAAAAACCAGAAUUGAAAUACAAGUAUUAUCCGACUGUUGUGGAAUUGGCUUCCAAAUGUGAUGUUCUAGUUGUUGCGUGCGCACUUACUGAAGAGACCCGCUACAUUAUCAAUCGUGAAGUCAUUGAUGCUUUGGGGCCAAAGGGUGUUCUCAUUAACAUUGGGAGGGGUCAUCAUAUUGAUGAGCCUGAGUUGUUAUCUGCACUGCUAGAAGGCCGAUUAGGUGGAGCUGGCCUCGAUGUGUAUCAGAAUGAACCAGAAGUACCGGAGCAGCUGUUUGGGCUUGAAAAUGUGGUGCUCUUGCCUCACGCAGGAAGUGACACUACAGAAACUUGCAAUGCAAUGGCUGACCUUGUUAUUGGGAAUCUUGAGGCUCACUUCUUGAACAAACCAUUGUUAACACCUGUGGUUUAA
Molecule: messenger RNA, 942 nt
Organism: Fragaria vesca subsp. vesca
Lineage: Eukaryota; Viridiplantae; Streptophyta; Magnoliopsida; Rosales; Rosaceae
Product: glyoxylate/hydroxypyruvate reductase A HPR2-like
Exons: 2
Coding region: 1-942 (313 amino acids)
Cellular component (GO): cytosol
Molecular function (GO): hydroxypyruvate reductase [NAD(P)H] activity; glyoxylate reductase (NADPH) activity; NAD binding
Source: RefSeq, a predicted model, not a curated record